Messenger RNA from Trichogramma pretiosum, 788 nucleotides. RefSeq lists its product as uncharacterized. The record is from RefSeq and is a predicted model, not a curated record. Bases 284 to 625 code for a protein of 113 amino acids. Lineage: Eukaryota; Metazoa; Arthropoda; Insecta; Hymenoptera; Trichogrammatidae. The transcript has 3 exons.
AAUGUAAUACUACACAUGCUCUCAUUACUCAUUAUACUGUACACUGUGUAGUGUGUAGUCAAUACAAGACUGCUGUAAGACGGAAUUACAGAAUCUGGUUAGUGACGUGCGUGAUUCCUUUUUUGAGGUUACAUACUGAAAGAUUAUAUUUGCUGUGAUACGAAACUCACUGCGAAGUAUACCAGUUUCAACGUACACACACACACAUUGACAAGGCAAAACAGACUUCAACUGCAACCUAACAAGUUCUUCGAGCAUCUGAUUUUCCAGCAAAUUUAUCAAAAUGACUCAAGUUACCAACAGAAAGCGAGGACGUGAUCUGGAAGAAGAUGGUACUGAGUUCACACCACUCAGUAAAAGAAUAAAUAAUAUUCACAUAAACAAUAUGCAAGGGAUGCAACAGCAAAAUGCAUCUUUGAAUAUGCAGUGGAAUAAUCCAAAUUUAUCACCAAAUCAUUCUCAGGGAUCCUCAUCAAGCGAUUGCUACAGUCCAAGCCACAGCAGUAAUUCUAUGGAAUAUUCUCCAGAUUUAAAUGCUCAACAAAAUCCGCAAUAUUAUGAAAGCAAUAAAAUGUUGUUUAAUUUGCACAUGGAACGAUUACAAAGAAGAGUCGAUACUUAUUAACAACUGUAAAAAAAACGUGAUGUACAUCAAGAAUGUAUGCAUUUAUGAAGAUAUAAAUGAUGUCUGUGUGAGUGCGAUAAACUAGAUUUUAAACUCUUCAGUAAAUAUCAAAUUUGUUUCGAUGAAUUUAUUAAAAUUACAGUUACGAUUAAAUAGAAAAAAA